CGCGUCACACAACCAGGCUGAGUCCUUGACUCUUCCGUGAUAUUGCCCCCAUUUUACAGACAAGGUGACUGAGGCUCAGGGAGAUGAAAUUGCUGGGUGUCCCGGCUCCUAAGUGGCAGCGCCAGAGUCCCAAGUUCACGGCAGCCCCGUGUCCUGGGCCCCUUGUUGGUGAGGACAGUUCUCAUGACCCAUCUGUCUCUGCCCCGAGGUGGAGGGCUGGGAUUAGGGCCUGGAGCUGCCUGCCUCACUUACCCUAAUCUCCCUCAAGGCUCCAUCUCAGCCAAUCAGCUCUCAGGGGAGGGGUGCUUAAGCAGCUUUGUGGUUCCUGAGAACCAAGGGUGUUCCCUGGGGCUGGGUCUCUGAGCCCUGUCGCCCCUCUCCACAUGGCCACAGAACAGGCGAGGGGGCAGCACGCCCCAGACCCUCAGAAGCCUCCUGUGGAGGCUGUGGCUUCCGGGAGUGGCGCUGAGGGCCUGCCCUUGACCAGGAAGAGGAGCAAGAAGGACAAGGGACCCCGCGGGUCCCAGAAGGGUGCUGCUGGCUCUGAGGAGCAGACCCCCAGCCCUGGCCCCCAGGCCCCGGGGAGCAGCAAGAGCCCCUCUGGGCCUGGGGAAGGACAGGAGGGGACAGGCCGUGCAGCCUCCAGGUCAGCCAGUCGUCGCCAGUCCCACCGACACCGCUCUGUCACCCGGCACGAUGCUGCUCAGAAGACCUACGGGCCCCUGCUCAACCGGGUCUUCGGGAAGGACCGCGAGCUGGGCCCCGAGGAGCUGGAUGAGCUUCGGGCCGCCUUUGAAGAGUUUGACACUGACCACGACGGCUACAUGGGCUACCGGGAGCUGGGCGCCUGCAUGCGGACGCUGGGCUACAUGCCCACCGAGAUGGAGCUCCUCGAGGUCUCGCAGCAGAUCAAGAUGCGAACUUCCACCCACCUGAGCUGCCUGGAGGAAACCUGCUCUCAGCUGCCCGUCAUUCUCCAGUGUGAGCAAGAUCUGGAUUUCUCCAGACCCUUGGGAGGCAGCAAGCUCCCUGGCACUAUAGUAUUUGAAGACGGGGCGGGGUAG
This is a messenger RNA of Suricata suricatta (meerkat), 1064 nucleotides long. Its product is annotated as calcium-binding protein 4-like. Bases 384 to 1064 code for a protein of 226 amino acids. The transcript has 4 exons. Lineage: Eukaryota; Metazoa; Chordata; Mammalia; Carnivora; Herpestidae. Gene Ontology annotation, molecular function: calcium ion binding. The record is from RefSeq and is a predicted model, not a curated record.